Molecule: messenger RNA, 465 nt
Organism: Psylliodes chrysocephalus
Lineage: Eukaryota; Metazoa; Arthropoda; Insecta; Coleoptera; Chrysomelidae
Source: the annotation of a GenBank genome assembly
AUGAGAUACAGCCCACUAACAGAUAGACAGACGGACAGCCGAGGCUUCGUAAUAGGGUGUGAAAGAGUUCUUUCUCUUGAAAAUAUUACAAAUGAAACACGGAAGGGCCUUUAUUCAAUUUUAAAUGUUAAAUGUAAUGAAUGUAAUAUUGAAACUAUAGUACCUACGGACAAAGUUCAUGCAACAAAAAGUGAAGUUACGCAUUCAGAUGUCAACACUAAAGCAGUUCUAGAACAAGAAAAUGGCUUCAAAACGUUAGAAAGAAGAUUUGAUAUAGGAAGAAAAAUAUCUGAAUUACCAUUAUUGAGUUUGCACUCAACAUUUUUAACUAAUAAUAAAAUAAAAAUCAAACAACAUUUCUGUUACAAACAAAAAUCUGAAAAAUUAACCUUACAAGAUACAAAAACAAUGAACGUUUAUUAUUAUUUCCAUUACUCUGACUGCCUUCCACAGAACCGUCUUUAG